ACUUGAAUUGCUCAACAUAAAGGCACCAUAAAAUAUUUGCUCUCAGAUUCCACAUAAAGCACUUGCAGAGUUCUUCUGGAGACUUGGAGCUUUUUGGAAGCCAUGCAUUCCACAAUGAAGAGCUUUCUGGCUUUCCUUGCUGCAAUGGGCAUCGUAGUGACACUGGGUGAUGCAUACUGCUUUUCUAAAAUAAACAAGGCAGAGGAGGCAGACAAAGGCUGUAUCCUGGAUGGAAAACUGUAUCCCUUUGGAGACAUCGCUAGGACAGAUAAUUGCUUUAGAUGCAGCUGCAGCCAGGAUGCAAUGCGUUGCUGCUCCCUCUUUCAUACUCCUAUUGGUUUUGACAAAGUGAACUGUAAAGUCGUUUUCAACAAGGAAAGCUGUGACUAUGAUGUGGUGCAGAAGAGUGACCCCUCAAAGCAGUGCCCUAUCUUUUCUCGUGUGGGCUAACAACCCACCUGCUCCGAACCUGUCUACCCUGUGGAAUUCCUCCCCUUCCUACAGAUGCUUUGUCAUCACAGAGAAGCUCGAAGACAUGGGAGAUCUCGUAAGAGUAGUUCAGCAGCUCACUUUUAAUCUCCUAAUUGUUCUAAUUCAGUAUACAAGAUGUAUAAUCAGAUACAACGUCUCCUUUCUGUCAUUACUUGCAUUGGUAUCACUGAGCUUUUUUGAAUACAAUAAAUCCAGAUGAAACAUCCAGAAA
This is a messenger RNA of Grus americana (Whooping crane), 703 nucleotides long. RefSeq names its product beta-microseminoprotein-like. The record is from RefSeq and is a predicted model, not a curated record. The transcript is spliced from 4 exons. Bases 103 to 450 code for a protein of 115 amino acids. Lineage: Eukaryota; Metazoa; Chordata; Aves; Gruiformes; Gruidae.